Cuscuta epithymum is the source of this 529-nucleotide messenger RNA. The record is from the annotation of a GenBank genome assembly. NCBI's taxonomy places the organism in Eukaryota, Viridiplantae, Streptophyta, Magnoliopsida, Solanales, Convolvulaceae.
GCUGCCUAGAGGGUGAGGUCGCGCGAAAUGCAAAUCGUCCAUGUGGAGACUUGCGGCGCUGAAGGAAUGACCUGCGAGCGGCGGCUCUACGAAGCGGCAGGCGGUGCUAUGACAGUGGCGGCAGAGUACAUAUUUAGGACUAUUCGCCGGUGGCCGUUGAUUCGGUCCGCACCUGGGCUGCGAGUCAGACCAGCUAAUAGGUGGCACCAGAAGAUGCAAUUAGCAGCAAUCUCUGUUGGUCGAUGCUAUUCUCACUCAGGUAUGAAGAUUAACGAGAAAUAUGAAGAUUUGAGAAUCAAGUAUGAAGAAUUGUGUCAAGACUCAAGAUGUAUAAAAAGAAGAAUGAAUGAUGAGAUCCAAAGCCAAAUAAUAUACUCCGUAAUAGAUGAAUGUAAUACAUUAAAAUAGUAGACCGAAUUAUUUAUAUAUAGUGAUACUUCAUAUGUUUUUUUUGUUUCUUUAUGUUGCAUCGUAUAUGUUUGUUUUUGUUGAAUUAUGUUUCAUUUUGUAGCAUUAUGUUUCCUUUUGU